UGGGAAGGGGUGUUCCUCCCCAGAGAUCACAGUGCUCAGGCAGUGUCUGAUGUAAGAGGGAUCAGCUCCUUCCACAGAAGAGGUGCUCACAGGAGGGCCUCCCAUCUCUGCCCCUGCCUCUGAGCCCUGGCCUGCCAUGCGCGGGCUGGCAACAAAGGCAGAGAGAGAGACAGCCUAGGUGUUGUGUGCUCCAGAGUAGGGAGAGGGCAGAGAAGCCUCUUCCCACUCACCUGGGCCUGGUGCCUUCCAGGCGGACCAGAGGAGCUCAGCAAUAAUUCAGGGGCUCCAGCUCUUUGGAACUUGUUGCCAGGAAACAGGGAGACAGGCACGUGCAUCCCUGGGGAGAGGAAUCGGUUUCCAGCCCAGACAGGGCAGUGAAAUGUAAGCCCAGGGCACUGCCUGGGGGACUCGGGACCUUCCCACUCCAGUUCACAGAGGCUACGUGGGGACAUCGGGCAGGGCCCUGCUGACGGCACAGCAGGUAUGGCUCUAGUCACAGGGGCGCCAAUGUGGGUCCCGGGUCCAAGGAUUUGGAAAUGGACUCAGUGAAAGAAGAGGACUUUUCUGAAGCCAUGCCAAGAGAUCAAAUUUAAGUACUCCUGCGAAGGAGGCCUCUGCGGGGAGAUGUCGCUAUUAUGCUUGGCCAAUAUGGGUCACGGCAAGGGGCCGAGCUGGCAGGAGCCCGCUCUGUCCCACCCCCACCCUAGACUCCUUGGAUCCGUUCACUUGCUGGGCACUGUGCCAGCUGGGGAGGCUGGUGCAUCUUUAAUGAAGUCACCAGAUCCCUGGGACAGGCUCUCAGUCUUACCAAGUUCCUAAGCCAGACCCACUGGGUGCCCGCUGAGCCGCUGCCUCCCUGUACCCCGGUGCCAGGCCCGUUUCCCCUGCAGCUAUGAACCAGGCCUUCUGGAAAACCUACAAAUCCAAAGUGCUGCAGACCCUGGGUGGGGAAUCUGAGGAGGAACUGGCAGAGGAGAGGGAGAACCCAGCUUUAGUGGAGUCUGAGACAGAGACAGCAGAACCGACCUCAGAGCCCUUCAAUCCCAUGUCACAGCUGGCCCGCCGGGUUCAGGGGGUCGGAGUGAAAGGCUGGCUGACAAUGUCAUCUCUGUUUAACAAGGAAGAUGAGGAUAAGCUGCUGCCGCCAGAGCCCUGUGCUGACCACCCGCUGGCGGCGCAGGCAGCGGCGGCCGCGGAGGCAGAGGCGGCGGCGGAGGCGGCGGCGCAGCCCCAGCCGCGGGGGCUCGGCUUCUGGGACGCCUUCGCCAGCAGGUGGCAGCAGCAGCAGGCGGCCGCGGCGUCCAUGCUGCGCGGCGCCGAGCCCGCCCCGGAGCGGGACCCCGAGGCCGAGGCCGGCGAGGAGGCCGCGGAGGAGGCGGCCGAGCAGCCCGGGCCGCGGGAGACCGACGCGGCGGCCGACUUCAAGUGGGGCUUCCUCACCCACAAGCUGGCCGAGAUGCGGGUGAAGGCUGCGCCCAAGGGUGACUAGCCGGCCGGCCAGCCUGGGCGCCCCCUCCUCCUGUCCCACAUAAAACCCUGGACCCACAGCCCGUGUGACCGCGUGGUUCUGUGUGUGGACGGUCGGGAAAGCUGCUUUUUUUUGGAGGGCAACCUCAGGGUGAGGGUCCAGCUGGGGGAAUCCUUCCUGAUCCCACAAACAUACAGGGAGAAAAUGACCAGGGACAGCCAGGGGAUCCGGAUGGGUUGUGUUAGAUUUAGGGUACAACUUUCCAAGAAGCUGGGGGACCCCUGAGGACAGACUCCAUCGCUCUGCCCAGCCUCUUUUAUUGAUUUCAGAGAGGAAGGAAGAGAGAGAGAGAGAGAGAG
Pipistrellus kuhlii (Kuhl's pipistrelle) is the source of this 1827-nucleotide messenger RNA. RefSeq names its product chromosome unknown C1orf232 homolog (gene CUNH1orf232). Bases 893 to 1489 code for a protein of 198 amino acids. NCBI's taxonomy places the organism in Eukaryota, Metazoa, Chordata, Mammalia, Chiroptera, Vespertilionidae. The transcript has 4 exons. The record is from RefSeq and is a predicted model, not a curated record.